AGCAGUGCUGUCGGAGACCUGGGGGAGCAAGAAUUGUAGCAGUGACACAGUUUAUUUAAAGGGACAAGACAGAUGGCUGAGAUCUAUAGGGUCCCUAGGCUAUGAUCCAGAGUAGUGAGUGGGUCUGGAUCCCACUAGCCCCUGGGAAAUUGGCCUGGACUUUUGAUGCACCCCAGAAGGGGGAACUGUACUCUUUUAGUGGUGCAGCAGGAGAGCCAGGGCCAGAAAGGCCCAGAGAGGGCGAAGACAUCACCUCCUGUGAGGGAGCCCUGGGGCACUGCUCCAUACCAGAGCAGGGACAAUUUGAGAGAGCCCAGAAGGGGCUGGGAGCCAAUUUGAACCAGGGUGCUGUGAUGGAUUGAGGCGGGAGUCCAAGGACCGAGCUGCAGAUUGACAUGCCAGAGGGCACUGAGACAGGCCCCUGUUGGACUUGUACCCUGGACACAAUUUGGUUUGUAUUUCACAUACAGUCUGUGUGUGACUUGUCUGGAGGACUCAGUUGCUGAGGACUCACCACAAGGCUCUGUCAUGAGGAGGUGCUGAUGAUAGGCCAGUGCCACCUCAUAAGAAGGUCUGACGCAUCAGUCCUCCAGGAAGCAAUGAAUGACUCCGGCAGCGGGACACUGUGCUGCUAAAGUGAGGCUUGGAGAACACCUCAUGCAAGUGCAGAGAGCUGCAUUGGCUUCUCUAGCUCACAGACCAAGUGGAGGCGGAGCAUGUAGAAGACACAGAGUUAAGGGAAGUGACCUCAACACACAGGGUAGUACAGACUCACGGACGUUUUCCUGGGCAAACACACACCAGCCGAGUCUCUCUCUGCCCUGGGUCCCGCACUACGCAGGGCACCAUGGACCAAGGCAACAUGACUCUCUUGCCCAUAACCUGGACAAACUCCAGCCAACCUCCAGCAUCCAUGAACAGCACUAACCUGGCCGUUGCUCUGUUGCUCUUUGCCAUCUUCCUAGUGGGUGUGGUGGGGAAUGGGCUGUUCCUGUGGGUGCUGGGGCUGAAGAUGAGGAGGACGGUGACCACCCUCUGGUUCCUCCAUUUGGUCUCCUGUUCUCUCCUCUUUACCCUGAUGCUCCCUUUCUUCACUUUCCACGUUCUCCUUGGUUUCCACUGGGUCUUUGGAACAGCCAUGUGCAAGAUCCUCAGUUCCUGCACCCACCUGGGCAUGUUCUCCUCUGUCUUCCUCCUUGCUCUCAUCAGCCUGGACCGCUACACUCUGACCUGCUGCCCCGUCUGGUCCCGGUGUCACCGCACCAUGUCCUGGGUCAGGAAGCUGGUCAUGGGUGUGUGGCUGGCCUCCUUCACCCUUAGUGCUCCCUACCUGUUUUUCCAGGAGACCUGGGAGGUGGAGGGAGACAGGGUCAUUUGCGCCAUUUAUUACAUCCUCUCCAGAGACCAGGACAGAGCUGAGGUGCAGGCCUGGAGGAUACACGCGUACGUUGUGCUGUUCGUGGUCCGGUUCCUGCUGGGCUUCUUGCUGCCUUUCUGCAUCAUCGCGGUAUGCUACAGCCGGAUGGGGCUGGAGAUGAAGGAGAAAGGGCUGGCACGGAGCAGCAAGCCCUUCAAAGUCAUGGUGGCUGCGGUGGUGUCAUUCUUCUUUGGCUGGCUGCCCUAUCACCUCUACCAGAGCUUGACACUCAUCAGAGAUGUGCCACAGUCAUUGACUGAUGCCUUCCUGCUCAUGAGCAUCAUCACGUUCUGCUUCAACGUCUGCUUCACUCCAGUCCUCUACCUCUUUGUGGGGCAGACGUUCCAUCAGGUGCUCAGGACGUCCCUCUUCGUUCAGGUCAAAGCGGCUUUUCAUGAGGAUCUCGGUAGUGAUGUGUCUGGACCAGAUUCUAGAGGGAGAACAGGCGAGAAACUAACUGCAUGGAAGUAGAGUUAAAACUUGAACUCCUGCAAAAUCUAGAUACCUGUUACUUUAAAACGGGUUGGUUCUAGGUAUCUCAAUGUGUCCUUACUGAAUAGAGUUUCUUUGGGUCUAGAUUCACAGCUGGCUCUAGAUUCUCAUGUGUUCUAUGUCUCUUGGCAUGUUAUAGUUAAGGCUCCAAGUCUGUCACAGAGGUCAUGGAUUAUGUGACUCUCUGUGACCUCCAUGACUUCUGCAGCCGCUGGUGCUGGCUCUGGGGCUCCCUGAGCCGGGCAUCCCCAGGGCCGGCAGUAGCAGUUUGGGUGUGUGGGAUGGGGCUCAG
Mauremys mutica (yellowpond turtle) is the source of this 2201-nucleotide messenger RNA. Its product is annotated as probable G-protein coupled receptor 33. The transcript is spliced from 3 exons. Lineage: Eukaryota; Metazoa; Chordata; Testudines; Geoemydidae. Gene Ontology annotation, biological process: phospholipase C-activating G protein-coupled receptor signaling pathway; complement receptor mediated signaling pathway; inflammatory response. The coding region runs from base 848 to 1888 and encodes 346 amino acids. Gene Ontology annotation, molecular function: complement receptor activity; G protein-coupled receptor activity. Gene Ontology annotation, cellular component: plasma membrane. The record is from RefSeq and is a predicted model, not a curated record.